AUGGGGCCAUAUCAGGAGUGGAACAAAACGAAAAAGGAGAAAGAAAAAAAAACGUACAACACCGGGUAUUCGCUAAUGGUCACCCACUUAACUACUAAUCCGGCCCUUACGAGUUUAAAUAGGCGAGAGCGGACGGGAUCGCUUGCUUUCUCGUAG
Molecule: messenger RNA, 156 nt
Organism: Cryphonectria parasitica EP155
Lineage: Eukaryota; Fungi; Ascomycota; Sordariomycetes; Diaporthales; Cryphonectriaceae
Exons: 1
Coding region: 1-156 (51 amino acids)
Source: RefSeq, a predicted model, not a curated record